Salvelinus sp. IW2-2015 is the source of this 4877-nucleotide messenger RNA. Lineage: Eukaryota; Metazoa; Chordata; Actinopteri; Salmoniformes; Salmonidae. The record is from RefSeq and is a predicted model, not a curated record.
CAUGGGUAAAACACUUGCAAUUCGCAUGUCAGCUGUGGCAAGAAACUUCAUGAACCCUCGACUAUGCCGUGAUAGUACUUGAAUUGUUUUCGUUUUUAUCUCACGUUUUUAAACACCUGGUGUUUUCUCUAGGAGUUCAUAUUUUUAUAAUUUUUUCAGUAUGGUCUUAAACGRAAAAACAUGGAAUUUAUCUCUGUGUGGAAACUAACGUGGGGUUCAUAUCUCACCGCUGUUUUGCGUUCCAUCGUUCGGGAGUGCUGCAUACAGGAUACUGCAGCAAGUCUUUGAAAGGAUAUUUGCCAUUAAAAGAGACUUUACCAUUGAGUUUCUUUUUCAGUCASUAUUGGAGAACAGAAUACACAUUUUCACUACAGUUUUGGCAAGAUAAACAGUCCAUACAGUGCUGAAAAUGGAGACUGUCAUUGAAAGAGAAUGCAGUGCACUCGGAGGACUUUUUCAAACAGUGAUAGGCGACAUGAAGAGCAGUUACCCGGUGUGGGAUGACUUCAUCAGCAAGGCCGGGAAGCUACAAUCACAGCUCAGGACGACAGUUGUCGCGGUAGCCGCCUUCCUGGAUGCCUUUCAGAAAGUGGCUGAUCUGGCAACCGGCAGCAGAGGUGGCACCAGAGACAUCGGUUCAGCCCUCACCAGGAUGUGUAUGAGGCACCGGAGCAUCGAGGCCAAGCUCAGGCAGUUCUCCAUGGUUUUCAUCGACUGCUUGAUUAACCCUCUGCAAGACCAGAUGGAGGAGUGGAAGAGAGUGGCCAACACGCUGGACAAGGACCAUGCCAAAGAGUACAAGAAAGCCCGUCAGGAGAUCAAAAAGAAAUCCUCCGACACUCUCAAGCUGCAGAAGAAGGCAAAGAAAGCUGACGUGUUCGGCCGGGGGGACAUCCAGCCCCAGCUGGACAAUGCCAUGCAGGACAUCAGUGAUAAGUACCUGCUUCUGGAGGAGACAGAGAAGCAGGCGGUCAGGAAGGCCCUGGUGGAGGAGAGGAGCCGCUUCUGCACCUUAGUCUCCAUGCUGAGGCCCGUCGUGGAAGAGGAGAUGUCCAUGUUGGGGGAGAUCACUCACCUGCAGACCCUCACUGACGACCUGAAGGCUCUGACCAUGGACCCCCACAAGCUGCCCCCUGCCAGCGAGCAGGUCAUUCUGGACCUGAAGGGAUCUGAGAGCAGCUGGUCCUACCAGACCCCUCCUUCCUCCCCCAGCACCACAGCAUCCAGGAAGUCCAGCAUGUGCAGUAGUCUGAACAGCGUCAACAGCAGCGACUCUCGCUCCAGCGGCUCUCACUGCCACUCCCCCACCUCCCACUACCGCUACCGGAGCUCCGCCCUCCCUCAGCAAGGUCCCGCCCGCCUCUCCAGUGUCUCCUCCCAUGACUCUGGCUUCAUCUCCCAGGAUGCCUACCAGUCCAAGUCUCCCUCGCCCAUGCCCUCUGACACCAACCCACAGACCUCUGGCUCUUCAUCCUCGGCCGUCUCCGAGACUUGCCAGCCUGUCAGUGAGGGCAGCUGCUCCUCCUCCUCCUCCUCCUCACCUGCCUCCUCUAAGGAGACCUGCUCCAGCACUAGGGUGGAACAGCUGUCAAACGGGCACGAUCAUCAACAUCACGGGCCCUCCACUGCCCUCUAUCUGUCAGGCGGGGGCAUGCAGGAGGUCUACCCCGACCUCCCUCCAUCCUCCCCUUCCACCCCCCUCGCCUCGCCCUCCUACUCUCCCACCUCCCCCGUGUGGGCAUGGUCGAGACCAAGUUCUGCCCUCCUGGUGGACUACCCCCCCUAUUGCGCCCUGGGGCCGGGCAUGAUCCCCUCCUCCAAGGUCCCCACCUGGAAGGACUGGGCCAAGCCAGGGCCCUACGACCAGCCCAUGGUGAACACCCUGAGGAGGACCAAGGAGAAGAGGGAGACUCCAAAUCCCAGCAGCCCCCAGGCCACCACACCAGGGGACGAGCCCCAGAGAGCCAAGGGAACCAAUGCAGUCAUAACAGCCAAGGAGGAGGCGGAGGCCCAUGAGGAGCUGGCCCUGGCUCUGGCCCGCGGGUUGCAGCUGGAUAUCCAGCACUCCAGCAGGGACUCCCUGCAGUGCUCCAGUGGCUACAGCACCCAGAACACCACACCCUGCUGCUCUGAGGACACCAUACCCUCACAAGUGUCCGACUACGACUACUUCUCCGUGGGUGGCGACCAAGAGACGGACCAGCCCGACUUCAACAAGUCCUCCACCAUCCCCCGCAACAGUGACAUCAGCCAGUCCUACCGCCGCAUGUUCCAGGCCAAGCGGCCGGCCUCCACAGCGGGCAUCCCCCCCACAGCCCCCUCCCCCGGCAGUAUUGUCACCCCCGGGGUGGCCACCAUCCGCCGCACGCCCUCCUCCAAGCCCAACCUGCGGCGGUCCUCCGGAGGCCUGGGUCUGGGCCCCAUCCCCAUCAAGACCCCCAUGAUCCCUGUCAAGACGCCCACUGUUCCCGAGCACCCCAGGUUGUUCUUCAGAGGAGAGAGCGAGGGAGCGGGACCGCUGAGCCCACUCUCUUCAGCGGGGGACAACGGCUUGGUGUCUCCCAAGGCACCCUGGGAUGCUCAGGCCUCCUCCGAUCCACCCACUCCCCCACCUCAGCCUGGUAGUAGGCUGUCAGAGUGGGACCGUGAGGCCCUGCCAGAGGUUCAGGAGGAGGAGCCUGGCUGCGGUGAGGGGGAAGAUGUGCUCUUGGCCAUACGGCGAGGGGUCAAACUGAAGAAGACGAUGUCCAACGACCGGUCGGCGCCGCGAAUAGUGUGAGAGUGCGAGGUCGGGCUUCCCCUCAAUGGAGCAGAUUCAAUCACCUACAUACAGUAACUCAGUGUCUUCACCCUAUAGGUUUAAGAAAAGGGUGGGAGUCUAGAUGCGUGAAAAUAUGCACGAAAGGAGGGAACGGACUGACAACUGCUUUGACUAUUUUCAAAUGACGAAAAAUAUCAAAUCUUUUAUUUGUAUGUACAUAUUUAUAUUUUGAUGCGUUUGUAUYUUUUGRGUUCGAUGCUCCUCUUCGUACUUUCUCCUUUUGCCCGUACAUUGUCAUGAAAGGUGCCAAAAGGCUUCGAGCUGAAUUAACUUAAAUGACUUUAUUUUACUGAAUAGGAUGAAUCAUUUCUGUGAAAACACAUAGAAGGUAUAGAAAUACAUACAAGGUAAGAUUGUGUGCAGAAAAGGAGUACAUAAGAAAAUAACCACAAUGGAAAGCGGUAUUUUACUUUUCUGUAAUAUAUCAAAUAUUUUCUGUUUUCUUUUACCAAUGAAAAAUGUAUACAUUUGCAUGUUCUACCGCAAUUAAUUGCACCCCAAUAAAUUAGACUCCAAAAGAAUGAGAACAAAAAUGUUUAAAUACAUCCCACUGUCAAUAGGAAGCUUCUUAGUCAACAAAGGACACAAGGACCUGCAAUCCUUAACAAUCUACUCAGUGGUUGUCAACGGGUGUGACAUCAUUUGUCAAUAGUAAUAUGUUGCACAGGUUUCUACCUUGAAUGCAACUCAGGUGUCAGUGGAAGCACUCAUUGAUUGGUGGCUAUAGAARAGAAGUCUUAUUUAAUUUCAUGUUUUUCUCUAUUAUUACAGAAGAAAGUUCCCAUUACGCUGAGAUUGAUCAUUUAUUUCAAUAUAAGUGAUGCUGUGCUAAACGUCAUACAGAGGAUUCAUACGCAAAUGUAAAUGGAAAACGUUAAAAGUGCUCGUCCUGCUGUGAAAAUACUAGUACUCUGUGAAAGCUAUUCUAGUGGUGAUCACUGGUAACUACAACUCAUUCAAACACAAUAAACUAAUAGUAUUAGUAAAUGUUUAAAAAAAAGAGUUGGAAAGGUUACAAAGUCAAGUUUGUGUUAGCUUGUGUUCAGCACCAUCAGCUGAAUGAAGUCAGAAUUCACUAUAGCGACUACCUAAAGUAUUUCACAAGAUGACAAUGCCUAAUAUGUAUAGACAUCCAAAACGUUCUUUUUUCCACUAUUUUUCACGAACGCCAUACUUUAGUUAGUGGUGUGUAAGUUGUAGCUCAGGGGUACUGUCAAACAUAAUUUCAAGACAACCCAUUAAACUAAAUAGAGUAAUGCAUGUUAUUUUAAAUUUUUUACUCUUAAGUGUCAAAGCUCGUUUUUAUACUGAACCUAUUUAUCCCAACACAUUUCCCCCAUUUAAGAGCAGUUGGACUUUCUGCAUAAUGACUGAAGCCUGAUUAUUUUUUCCAUUCAAGACAGGGGAAACUAAAGAUGGGAAACUAAAGAUAGGUAACAGGGGAAACUAAAGUGUGGCCGAUGCAACAAUAUGCACAUGACGCUAAAAAUCCUGUAUAGCUCCUGACUCAAUUAUUCUAUACAAUGGUCUGAUAGUCCAUGUAAAACUUAGCUGUAAUAUACUGUAGUUCCCCCGUUGAUGUAGCGAUACAUUGCCAAAUCUUAUGUAUGCUAAAUGGUUAGAAGUAAUAAGUUUGUUUUUGGUCAUGGUAAAAGACUCACUCCUUGUAAAUACAAGGUUUUGUCCCAAUGGUCUGCAACAGUUUCAUUUCCUUCAUGGCCAGAUGCAAGAGGUCUUAGCCUACUUAUAUAUGACAGUUAAAAGUAAUAUGAAGUAAACUGUUCAUCUUGAAGUUCAUUGACAAGAGGGAAAAGAGGCAAUGAAAGGAAGGAGCAUUGGGACGCAGAUUGGGAUAGAUUGACAUACACUUUAGUACUCUAGCCUUGCAAGUCUGUUGAUGACCUAGAGACAUGUUUGGACAGAGUUGACCUCUUUCUGUACCACUGGCGUUCUAAGAUAAUUGUUCAGUUCCUGAAUUCUGUCUCCUAUUUUCUAUGUAACAGUUGUUUCAGCUAAAAAUAAAGAUGUAGCAGAAUGUAAGUCUGUUGAAAAAGGU